GCCUGCAGCAUCGGGGCAUGCACCUACUCAGUACAUUAAUGGAUGGCCAAAACGAGCAAUAUGACAAAUACGGUUCUAACAUGAAACUUUUUAAUUUUCAAGUGUCAGCGCGAUCGGCUACAGAAGCCACCGUUUGUUAUCUCUUAAAAAUAAUACAAGAACAGUACGCUUGUAUAUUGUCGCAGAAAUAGAUAAAUUUGUGAACUAGAUUGAGUUCUAUUGUACAGUCAAAUUAAGAAAUGUUGAAAAAAAACAUCAUCUAUUUACCAAAAUAUAGUUCAAUUUGGCACUAAUAAUUGUUCGUGCACCUCCGGAUUAAUCGAUUAUACUCGCAUCUGUUUGUCGCAUCAACUGCAGGAAUUUUCCGAUUACCGCCGACUGACUCGUUUGAUUCUUAGUUUAUUUAUUAAUUUAAUUUAUCCAGUUAUUAUAUAUGUAAAUAAAAAUUUGCAUCAACGUGCACAGUGUCAACUAUAUUAGAUAUCGCCUUGCAGUCGAUGCAGAUUGUGAUCGUCUCUAUCGCGGAGUCCUUCGGGGUCGCGGGUAUAAACAGAUGGGCGUGCUUCGUGCGAGAAAUCGGAAGAACCGUUCAUCGCAAGCCGUAUACCUCGAUCGCGUCCGUUGUACUGGUAUACAGGUUCGGUUCUAUUUCAGUUGACACUGCAAACUCGCCGGGGUAACACAUCGCGCUCGCGGAUUCCUUUCACAAACAAUCAUCAAACCUCUGUUAUUGUGCUGUAAUCAACGGUUCAUCGCGUUUAAUUAUCGUGCAUUCUUAUUUACAGUGAGGAAAUCUUCUUCGUUUCUAUUCUGACAAAGCUUUCAUUUCAGGAACUGAUAUCAAGAGUCAUCCAGAAAAAAGGACCAUGAGCGUUUGUGGUCGGUCCAACCACGGCCUAGCCACAGUAUUGUUGUUGGCUUUUCUCGGCACGCAAACCACGUCAGCUAUCGAUAAUCUGCGUGUUGCUCAUCAAUGGAAAUCUCUGGAAUAUGCAUGGCCUGAUGAAGAUACUCGGCAGCUUUUCCCCGCUUAUAAUCGCGAAGACAAUCUUCCGCUCGGCCUCGAAGUCGCGGGUGACAAAUUGUUCAUCACGGUACCAAGAUGGCGAUCCGGCGUUGCGGCCAGCCUCAAUUACAUUAAAUUGAACGACACCAGCGAGUCGCCGUUACUGAACCCGUAUCCAUCCUGGGAGGCGCAUCAUUACGGAGCGGCUGGAGUACCGGAAGUUGUAUCAACCUUCCGGAUCCGGGCCGACCGCUGCGGUCGUCUAUGGGUCCUGGAUACUGGGCUUGCUGACAUCCUCGGUAGUCCGGAACAGCAGGCUCCACCAACUCUUGUCGUCUACGACCUGGCCAAUGACCAGAUACUCCGGAAGUUCGUUAUUCCAGAGAUGCAAAGAACGGGGGAAUCUCUGUUUGCGAAUAUCGCAGUCGAGGAUGAAUCCUGCGAGGAUUCUUUCGGCUACCUUGCUGAUCUGGGGAGCCCCGGCCUCGUUGUUUAUUCCUGGCGUCGUAACGUUUCAUGGCUCGUCAAGCACCACUUCUUUCACCCUGAUCCUCAGAGUGGUGAAUUCAACGUCUCUGGUGUAUCCUUCCAAUGGAAAGAUGGUCUCUUCGGUCUCGCGCUGGCUCCUGCAGCCGACGGUUACAGCACACUAUACUUCCAUCCGCUAUGUAGCACCAUGGAGUUCUCUGUCAACACGAGGCUACUCCGAGACCCUGAGCGAGCGAUGAUGCCAGAUAGCUUCCACGAAUUCAAGGUGCUCGGGUCCAGAGGACCAAACGGCCAAAGUAGCGUCAGUUUCUUGGAUCCAAGUACUGGAAUCCUCUUCUACGCUUUGACCAAUUUGAACGCGAUCGCUUGCUGGAGAUCCGGAGGCAAAUAUAACAUCCUUGAACAGGGCCGCGUUUAUAUGGACAACGUCACGAUGGUCUUCCCUAACGAUCUCAAGGUUGAUCGUCAGGGCAACAUUUGGGUUCUCUCGGACCGGCUCCCGACAUUCAUGUACGGUCAGCUCGACCCCAACGACUACAACUUCCGGAUCUUGACCGGUUCCGUGCGGGAAGCUGUGGCAGGAACCGUUUGCUCCAUGCCCCCUAUAACGUCGUCUUCACGAUCCCCGCCGAUUUCGUCAACGACGCCAAAAGUUGGCGUUCGAAUUGCCGGACCAUUGGGCACGGGCAGCGGUCAGUCGACAAACGUAUCGUCGACUUUGGUCCUCCUACUGGCGCUCGCUUUAUUUGCCAAAAUCAUUUUUUAGAUGCAUGUGUGUACGUACGAUGGGAGGCUCUCAACCGCUCAUAGCUAGAUCGUUUUUACGCUCACAUUUUUAUACGUAGCGCUCGAGAGUACUCAUAUAUGAUUCCUUGCUCAGGUCUUUCCUAAUUCUUUGUGCAACGUUAUUCACCGACCGCGGAGUCUAUGAAUGUGGUGCUGACAACUCCGCUGUUCACCCUAGUAGACUGAAAAUAAUUGAACAAUUUCACUUUUUUCUUCAACAUUAUUUCGCGUAAGAAUAUAUCGAAUCGUUGAGAAUGUCGAAUUGAUUAAUUUAGUUUUUGUUUACUGCGACUGCUUCCUCGACGGCCCCAGUGCCAUAUCAGGACGUGAUUAAUUUAAACUACACGUGAACCUUGCCGCAUUGGCAUUUUCAAUAUUAUAUAGUAAUGCAGAAAAAUAAACACAGUGUAUGUACCUUAUAGUAUACCCUGCGUAUACGAAUAUGAUUUUAUUGUAGAACAAGGUCGGCCUUGUUACUGUACAAUAACCCAAUAACUGACAACUGGUUUUACAACAUAAUAAUGAAAAUAAAUAUUGUAUUAGUUAUUACUAUUA
Molecule: messenger RNA, 2836 nt
Organism: Neodiprion fabricii
Lineage: Eukaryota; Metazoa; Arthropoda; Insecta; Hymenoptera; Diprionidae
Product: protein yellow-like
Exons: 6
Coding region: 867-2261 (464 amino acids)
Cellular component (GO): extracellular region
Source: RefSeq, a predicted model, not a curated record